AUGAGCGACGUUGUCGCACGAACCUCCGAGUGCAUCGCGAAAUGGAGUGGGCCGGGACAGGAAGAAUGUCGUAAGCUUCUUGCCGGACUGUCGCGCGUGGAGGGAGAAGACGAAGACGCUGCUGCGAUGGUCUGGGAGAUGCUCCAUUUCGCGGCCUUGCCCAUGCUGGCUGGCUCGGUGACGAUCGAGGCGUCGACGCUCGUGGGGUUUGCCGAAGCUAUGCUCCGCUCGCUGCCGUCGUCGUCACAAGACCCUUCGCCGUCGGCCGAGAGCGCGCGUGCGUUGAGUGACCACCUCAUUGACGCCGUCUGGGCCACAGACGCCGCGCUCGACGAACAGAUAACGGACAUCACGGCCCGAACCACCGCAUUGAAUGCGGAGACUACGGAGAAGGAAGGGGAAGAUGCAACGAACAAGGAGAAGGACGCCGGUCAGACCGAGUGGGAGAUCAAGGCACAAGCUGUCAAGGCAAAGCUGGAGAAGGACAAGGAAACUCUAGUCGAGGUCGUCAAGGGUUAUAUGCGGGUUGGCGCUGUGGACCCUAUUCAAGCACGCGAACGCCUCGACCUCGCAUUGAUCAUCAGCUCUGGCCUCAUAGCCAACAAGGCAAACUACGAUAGGCGAGAGAUUCGCACCCGUACCGGUCUUUUCUACAAGCAGAUCAAGUACAACCUCUCGCGCGAGCAGUCCGAAGGCUUCUCCAAGCUCCUGACCGAACUCACAAGUUCGCUGCCGCCCGCUCACUCAACGUCGACCGGUCGUCCGCUCGAGUCGACGGCUGUCGUACUUGAGCAGGCUGCCCCGGUGUGGGACCACAUCUUCAGCGUCAUCGGUUACUUCGAGAUGGAUCCUAACCGCGCCCUCGACAUUAUCCUCGAUGUCUUCUCGACACAUAUCACCACCCAUUGGUCCUUUUUCUUGGCAUUACUUCGCCACUCACCGUGGAAAGGCAAUAGCAGUCGCUUGCAUUGGACUAGCGAGGCGGAGGCUCAUGCGCAACCCGAGCCUGCUGCGGAAGGGCGCUACAAGGGGAUUGGCUUAGAUGAGAUGCUGCUCGAGGCCGAGAUCGCUCACGCACCCCCGCCUCCACCCGCAGAGAAUGAAGUCGAGCCCCAAGCGCGGGUCAUGGCGCAGAUUCUGGGCUUCAAAUUCCGUCAUUAUAUAAACCCCGAAACGAAGGAGACGACGCCCAACACGCUCUACUCUAUGACGGCGCUCCUCAUUCGUGAGGGGUUUAUCACCCCAGACGAGCUCUGGGCCCACCUAUCCCCCAGCGACCAAGACCUGGAAGAGCAGGAUCAUCGAGCCUACAAGGAGUCGGUUGAGAAGCGCAAGUCGGCUGGGACGGUCAACAAGCUCGCCAUGACCGGCGCACUCGAAGGCGGCGGCGGGUCCACACCCAAACCACGAGCGCCUGAGAAGAAAGGCCCGGAAGAGAAGAAGACGCCCACGUCCAACCAGAAGGUCGGCCUCGUCACGGCGCUUCUGGCCGUGGGCGCUCUACGCCCCGCGUUCGCCAUCCUCUGCAAGUUUCCCUGGCUAAAAGACGCAUAUCCCGAGAUCGCCGACGUGAUCCUGCGCAUCAUGUCCUACCAACUCUCGGCGCUCUACGAGCUGCGCAACCCGCCCAAAGUCCCGAACAAGGCGUCCUAUACGCAGCCGCGCGCACGCUACGGCGCCGCCGGCCCGCAAGCCGCGCCACCGCGGAGGAAGGUGCUGACGUUGGUCGCGCCCCCGCCUCCGUUCACGAACAACACUGAUUUUGUGUUCUUCUUCCCCGGUUGGACGGAGCGGGUGCCCGUGUGCGCGAGCGAGGAUGACUUUGAGGAUGUUCUCGAGCCGUUUAUGGCGUUCGUGGGCUUCCAGAUCUCGAGGGACUUGAUGUUCGUGACGAAGUUUACAAGGCUGGGCAAGAAGCAGUUGCAGGAUGUUCUUGGGGACCCAUUCGUCAAGAAGCCGACGGAGACGGACUACAGCAACCCCGUCGUCGCUUAUUGGGUUCGGACCAUCAGACUGCACCUGCUCCCUGCACUCUCCCUCGUCCGCGGCAACGCCGUCUGCUGCGUCGACGUCUGGGGCAUCCUGCGCUUCUUCGAUGCUGCGGAACGAUGGCGCUUCUACGGCGAAUGGAACACAUCGAUCUACCACUCCUCUGGCGAGCUCCAGGUUCGGCGGCGGCAGGUCGAGCGAGAGAGUAAAGGCAUCAUGCGCAGGCUCUCGCUCGACACCGUCGACUCGCUCCAGACGAGCGUGGCCAAGCUCGCGCAUUCAAACCCGUGUAUCAUCUUCUCCAUCGCCGUCAACCAAGCCAUGGCUUACCCGAAUAUGGCCGAAGUCAUCAUGCGUUCGCUCAAGUUCGUCCUCAACAUGGGCUUCGACGUCCUCGUUUUCACCGUCAUCUCCAUUCUUGCCAACCCUGCGGGACGAGAGCGAUACAAGCCCGACGGCGUCAACGCAUCGGACUGGCUGCAGAAUUUGGCGAGGUUUAUUGGGAUGAUGCUCGCGCGGUACAACGUCGACCCCAGCACGCUACUACAGUAUGUCAUGCACCAGUUCACGAAUGACGUGAUCUCGGAGGUCAUUAUCGUCCGCGAGCUCAUCGAACGCAUGUCGUACAUCGAGCCACUCCCGAGUCUAUCGGAUACACAAGUCAGGAUCAUGUCGGGAGGCCCCCUCCUCCGCAUCGAGGCUGUCGCCAGUCGCACUCGCGGCGCACGCUCCGACCCGCAAGACCAGACGAGCCGUGCACCUGCGCGACUGGUCCGGUACCUCCUCGAGUCGGGCAUGGCGCGUCCGCUGCUUAUCCAGGUUGCCAAGCUCCGACAAGAGGCGGCGAAGAAUACGAAGAACACGCAGCUCAAGUCAGUCGCGAGUCUCUUCGAUAAUGUUCACGGCGUGUUCCUGCAAUACCUCGAGCUUGUACAGUCAACGAGUCUCAUCUCGGUGGAUCAGUACGCGAAGGAGAUCGCGCCACCGCUUGCGGAGCUCGGCGAUUUGUAUGAUAUCAGCGCGCCUAUGUGCAUGCAGAUCUUCAGGCCCUUGUUGACGGCGGCUGUUAAGGAAACGGCGCUGGAGUACCAGCGGCGGGAGAAGUGGGAGAACGAGCAGGCCGAGAGGAGGUUAGCCGAACGUCUCAAGGCGCGUGAGGAGAAGAAGAGCAAGGAGACGACUCCGUCACCCGCCACGACGUCCGACAACAUCGCCGUGCAGGUCAAGACGAAUGGUGAUGCUGCUACUCCGACGCUCAAGCCCGCGGAUAGCGAUGUGGACAUGACAGCUGUUCCGACGGGACCGGCGCCACCGCCGCCCAAAUAUGCUGGACCCUGGCUUCCACGUCUAGAAGCUUUCUUCAGCGACGUCGAGAAGGUCGUUCCGCAGACCGUCCUGGACACGCUCGGCCCGGGCUUCUACAUCACGUUCUGGCAAAUGACGACAUCCGAUCUCGGUGUGCCGGACGAUAAGUACGCCGAGGAGAUGAAGAAUAUCCAGGCCUACGUCGACGAGGAGCAUAAAGAGUAUCUGAGGACGGAUAGGAUCCGGUCGUUGAGGAGCGAGGCGAAUGGACAUUGGAUGAGGGAGAAGAAGGCCAAAGAGUACCUGGACUUGCUCAAGCAAGAGAUGAACGACCAAAUCGAUUCGAGGCAGUUCACGAUCAAAAGACUGGCAAAGGAAGCGCCAGUCUGGUUCUCCCCCGAUAAGAAGCCGACUCUCAUUGCGAGCAUGGCUGUGGAACAUUGUCUCCUCCCCCGCGCUCUUCUCUCGCCUAUGGACGCCGAAUACGCCGCUCAGAUGAUCAAGGCCAUGCACGCGCUUGGGACACCAAACUGGCAUACACUCAGGGUGUACGACUUGCUCCUCGGCGAACAAAUUCGUGCUAUGACCUUCUCCUGCAGCGAAUACGAGGCUCGGAACUACGGACGCUUCCUCUGCACCAUUCUAAAGCACCUCAACGUCUGGUACGACGACAAAAACGAAUACGCCAAGGCGCAAACUAGGACGGUUAAUGGACGGAUUGUCGCGCAUCUGCACGGGAUGUCCAGGACUUGCAAGCCCACACCUGCUGAUCAAAGCGAGCAUACACCCUGGACUGACUUCCAGAAGCUCGUGCGCAAGUGGCAUCGGAAUAUCUCCAUCUGUUUCAAAGAUCUCAUCGAGACGGACGAGUAUAUGCGCGUGUACAACGCCACGAUCAUUCUCAAGGAGAUCUUACCCGUCUUCCCGCUUCUGACCGUGUCCGUUGAGCUCGGUCCGCGAGUCGAGCAACCGGUCAAGGCACUGUUGGACAAGGAAAUGGCCAUGCCUCCACAAGAGCGUCGCAAUGACUUGAUGACUGUCGCGCGCGCGUACCACUCAGCUCUGCACAAGCGCGAGUCGUACUGGAUGCCGAAAACGCCGCCCAAGCCUCGCGAUGCUAUGUCCCGUGCCGCUAGUUCUACCAAGCCAUUACCUACUGCGCCAGCCAAUGGGACCCCCAAGCCACAGCCCACGUCCACGCCCGGGCCUGGUACACCUCAGCCUCCGGCUGCCAUGAAUGGCGAGAAGGCGACUGCUACGCCGCCACCUGGACGACCCCUUGACGCUGUGCCCAGACCCGAGGUUGUACGUCGCGUCAAUCGUCCUGAUACACCGACGCAACCCGCAGCCACCGGUAGCAGCCGCCCGCCCAGUGCGGUCAAUACGGGACCGAACCCCAUUCCACCUAGGCCACCCGCACAACUUCGCGAGCAGCCCAUGUUAGCACCUCCGACACGACCAUCCAGGGACGCAAUCCGUCCCAUGGCGCCGCCGCGUUUGGAUAUGCGUCCCGACAUGCGUAUGGACACCCGUCCCGACAGCCCCGCCGUUCCCCCUCCGAUGCACCGUACUCCAUCCGGAAACGGACGUGACCCUGGCCGCCCAAUUCCCAAUCUGGUUGCGCCACUACCUAUUGCGCCUCACAGGCAGCAGCUGCAACAACAACAGCAGCCGAUGUCCCCGUAUCCUCGGACACAGGAUCUGCGUCGGGAUGGGCCUGGCAUGCCACCACCAAUGGUACCGAGCCAGACGCCUUCGGCGCAAGAGCUUCGGGAGACGGCCAGGCAGACGAUGAAUCGCAAGGAAGAACAGGCCAAUGAUGAACGGCAAGGCCGUGGUCCGCCGACCGAGCCCCGUCAUGGCGGCUCUCGUGCUCCAUCACCACCGACUCGUCGCCGCUCGCUAUCUCCCCCCACGCAGCCGGGCACUCGCAAUCAUAGUGUGGACAGCCGCGGCAGCAGUGGACGCGCGCGUGAGGCGGAACGCGGUGAAGAUCGUACCGGAGAACACGAUACCCGUGCGGGAGAUCGUCGUGAUCGCCGCGAACGUACGAGUACACGCGAGUCAGACCGGGAUAAGGAACGCGGGCGCGACCGGCACGGUGACCGCGACCGUAAGGAUCGUGAGCGGGAGGUGAGGGACAAGGAUCGAGAUGUGCGCGACAAGGAGCGCGGCGGUGAACGGGAACGAGAAGGCCACCGUGGGGAGCGCCAUCGUCGUGAUGAGAAGGAACGUCCUGGGCCGCCAGAUGCACCUCGCCGUGACCGUAUUCCGACCGAUCCUAGCACCAGCGAUGAUGCGCCAGGUGUGAAGCGUAGGCGCGCGGCUGAUGAAGAGCCUGAUCGAGUGACUAAGCGCACUAGGGAGAAGGAGAAGCGCGACCGUGAUAGGACUAGGCGCACUGGCGCUGAGGACAAAGAGCACGACCGCGCUCGUCGCCGCGACCGCGAGACUGCGGAAGCCGAUAAGAAUGGAUUGCAAUUGCCCUCAUCUACUCCUUCAGCUCCGCGCGCCAUGGCUACUGGCGAGUCCAACCGUCGUCCAAGCAUUGAAACGUCUGGUCGCGAUCGCGAGCGUAUGCCGCGCGACAUGCGAGAUAAUGGCGGGCCACCACCAAGCCCUCACCUCUCGGCAGAGCAGAGCUCCCUCCUUUCCCGAAUCAGCACGAACCGUGGCGAAGGACAGCGUAUACCGCAAGGCCCACGUAGUGGCGUUGAGCCUCCACGCGAAUAUAAUCGUGGGGAGCCUCUUCAAGCUCGUCGAAACGAAGGACCCGGUCUUCGCGCUGAUGGACCCGGUCUUCGCGUCGAUGGGCCCGCCUUCCGGUCGGAUGCUAUGCCUCGACGCGAAUCAGGUCGGCGAGAGCCUCCCGGUGGACCGCGGCUCAACGAGAUUUUCGACUUACCUCCCCAUCGGCAAGGCCCACCGCCUGAUCGUGGACGUUUGGAUGAUCAAGACAUGCGGCGUAAACGCACAAUUGCUGACCGCGAGCGCGAUUCGCCUGUGGCGGACCCCUCGAUCAGCAGUCCGGAGCCUUCGCAGCAAAACAAGAAGUCUCGCGUGCGCAUCGACAGGAAUCGUGCGAUGGGUCGGUAG
Messenger RNA from Peniophora sp. CBMAI 1063, 6390 nucleotides. The record is from the annotation of a GenBank genome assembly. Lineage: Eukaryota; Fungi; Basidiomycota; Agaricomycetes; Russulales; Peniophoraceae.